Molecule: messenger RNA, 1883 nt
Organism: Habropoda laboriosa
Lineage: Eukaryota; Metazoa; Arthropoda; Insecta; Hymenoptera; Apidae
Gene: Tom70
Product: mitochondrial import receptor subunit TOM70
Exons: 8
Coding region: 86-1801 (571 amino acids)
Molecular function (GO): protein binding
Source: RefSeq, a predicted model, not a curated record
GACGGUAUAGUGGGAGACGGUGGUAGGUCAUAAACGUGAAAUCGAUGUAACUCGUUACACCUCGAGAGUGAAGAAUUCGUGUAAAAUGACGAGAGCAUGUGGCGCGAGCAACGUGACCGGUCCUCUACCAAAAUGGCAACUCGCUUUAGCUGUUGCAACGCCGGUCGCCUUAGGUUUUGGUUAUAUGUAUUAUAAGAACAACAGGAAGCCAUCUUCGAAGCCUAGUCGCGGUAAACCAAAGAACAGUUCAAAGGAAAAUGGUGCACCGACCUCUGAUAAGCAAAUUUCAAUCGAUGUUGAUUGUCCACCUACUAAAAUUAUAUCCGAGCCAGAGACUUCGUUGGAAAAAGCUCAGAGAUAUAAAAAUGAAGGAAAUGAUCAUUUCAAAAUGGGAAAAUUUGAUGAAGCAAUAGCACAAUACAAUAUUGCAAUUGAAGUGUGUCCUAAAGAAAAUGAAGAAGCUCUUGCCACUUUUUAUCAGAACAGAGCAGCUGCCUAUGAACAAUUGAAAAAGUAUAGUGCUGUAAAAGCAGAUUGUACAAAAGCCAUAGAAUUGAAACCAAGGUAUGCAAAAGCAUUGCAUCGCAGAGCAAGAGUAUUCGAACUUUGUAAUAAAUUAGAGGCAGCUUUAGAAGAUCUUACUACUGCUCGUAUUUCGAAAAGCUUUUCUGAUGAAUCAACAAUUACAAUGUCAGAUAGGAUUUUGAAUCAAUUAAGUAGACAAAAUGCGAUAGAAUAUUUGGCAAACAAGACGUUAAUCAUGCCUAGUCAAUUUUUCAUUAAAACAUAUAUUGCUGGUUUCCCUAGUGAUCCUGUUUUCUCCAUGCUUAAAGAAACAGAUUAUAGUAAUAUAUCUCCGGGUUUCGCAAAAGUUUUACAGUGUGUAAAAGAAGAAAGGUAUGAUGAUGUAAUACCACUCUGUACUGAAGAAAUCAACAGUUCUGAGCCAGAUACACUGCCAGAUAAAAUGAAAGUAUUACUUUUACGAGCUACAUUUUAUCUUUUAUUAGGGCAUGGUGCUGCUAUUGAAGAUCUUGGAACUAUCAUAGAUAGUGAUACAGCUUCGAAAAGUAUAAAGGCAAAUGCUUUAAUAAAAAGAGCCAGCUUAUUUAUGCAAUCAGAAAAUCCAGAUAAAAGUUUCUGUGAUUUUGAAACAGCUGUGGAACUUGACCCUGACUGCUGCGACAUUUAUCAAUGUAGAGGACAGGUGAAUUUACUUAUGGAUAAAGUAAAUGAAGCCAGAGAAGAUUUCAAGAAAGCUUUUGAACUUAAUCCUUUCUUCAAAGUGGCAUAUGUACAAAAGUGUUAUGCAGAUUAUCGUUAUGGUUUAGCAAAGGGAGAUGAGGAAUUAAUAACAGAGGGCAUUAAAAAUUGUAAAAAGGCCUUUAAAAAAUUUCCAGACUGUCCAGAAUGUUACAUUUUGUAUGCACAGAUUUUAUCAGAGAUGCGUAACUAUGAAAAGGCAGAUAUUUAUUUUGCUAAAGCAUGCGAGAAAGAUCCACAUAACGCCACAGUUUAUGUACAUAGAGGAUUAUUACAACUGCAAGGGUAUGGUGAUGUUGAGAAAGCUAUUGAGUAUAUUAAUAAAGCAUUGGAAAUUGAUGAUAAGUGUGAAUCCGCUUAUGAAACCUUAGGAUUGAUUGAAGUUCAAAGAGGAAAUUUUACGGAAGCAAUAAAACUAUUUGACAAGGCCUUGCCACUAGGUCGCACAGUCGUGGAGCUUACACACAUUUUCAGUUUGCAAAAUGCCGUAAAAAUACAGUACACGGUAAGGGAUAGAUUAGAUUCGGAACAGCUCUAGAAUUUUGAAAGUGUUUCUUAAAUUUUUAUAAAAGUUACACUGACCAGAACUCGAAAAUUCAGAUAAAAUAUACACAUGGUUA